Messenger RNA from Brienomyrus brachyistius, 6073 nucleotides. Its product is annotated as mitochondrial import inner membrane translocase subunit Tim10-like. Gene Ontology annotation, cellular component: mitochondrial inner membrane. The transcript has 5 exons. Gene Ontology annotation, molecular function: protein binding. The coding region runs from base 2067 to 5912 and encodes 1281 amino acids. The record is from RefSeq and is a predicted model, not a curated record. Lineage: Eukaryota; Metazoa; Chordata; Actinopteri; Osteoglossiformes; Mormyridae. Gene Ontology annotation, biological process: positive regulation of transcription elongation by RNA polymerase II; protein insertion into mitochondrial inner membrane.
CACUCUCUGGCUUGCGCGGGACUACGAGUGGCGGAACGGCAGUGUAAGACGGGAAGAAAACAAGGUAUGAAAUAAGAGUUAGUUUUCGAUUUCAGGUAAACUUUUGGUUUAACUGAUACGUUUUGUUGCUUUGCAGUUUCACUAAACCGUUUAAUAAAAUCAACUAAGAAAGAAUUUCUAACCGCAAUCUCACCACUAUAGUAUGUUUGUGGGUAUAUGGGUCAAUGACGUGCCGCUAAUUUCAGUGUCCAUAAGAUUUAGUUCAAUCUAAAGCUGUUAAAAUUUGAAAAUGAACAUAAAUUACUUGCAUGCAUUGUUUUUCAAAAAUGUCUAGUUUUAAUAAAUUUUGAGAAAAUAUUUGGCCCUAAUUGGUGUAUGUCAAGGUUAAUAACACUCUUUAAAAUAUCAGAUAGUUUGACAUUUUAGGGUAUGGUUAGGUAUACUUACAUUUGCAUGUGAAAUGGUGUGUCCCCAGGAAAACACGGGCAAUUCAUCAUAAUUCUGAAAAUGAGUAUUUACUUACUUGUGUUUUGAAACAUUCACACCAUGGCCUUGUGGUUACAUAGGUAUCCAUGAUAAUGCCUGUCAAAUUUGAUCUGAAUUUGUAAUUCGUGACACCAUUUAACUCCUGUUACAAGCUUUUAUGUUAGAUGUAUUAUGAACUAAUUAACUAUGUGUAACUACUUUCAGGUAUCCAGUGUUGUGUUUUUGGAAAAAGUGAUUUAUUGCCAACAGUAUUAUCAAAGCUCUGUAAAGCUAGGAUAAAAAUGAUUAUGUUGCACGACCUUGGCGUUUUAGAAAUGUUUAUUGCUAAUGCAUAUUUUUAUUACAUUCUGCUUACAGGUUUAAGCAAUAUAUGAUGUAAUAUAUGUUUGUAAUUUCAUGAUGUAGCAAAAUGAAGUGGGUGAAGAGUGACUGUUAAUCAUGAAUAGCGAUUUUAAAAGACCAAUAAAAAAGGCCCAAAAAAUCAGCGAUAGGAGAAAUGUUACUCAAAGAUUAAAAUUUACAUCUGUAAAAAAAUGUGUUAUGUUUCUGCUAUGUCAUAAUUAAUGCAAUACAAUAGAGCCUCUUUUCCCUAAUAGAUACCACUUUUAAGCAAGGAAAAAGUGGCUCGUCCAAUAGUAGAAGUGAGUGUCGAUCCUGCUGCUAGGGGCAGCUACCUUACCAAAAGUGAAAGGUAGCAGGCAGGCAGGCGGGCCCGGCAGGCGGGCGGGCCCUGGUUACACUUGGUUUUAAAAUGCAUUUUGGGCAAUUGGAUCACAAAUGAACAGCCAAGACACAUCAGCAUUUAAACCUGUGUCUGUCAUGCGUCAUAUCAGCUGACCACUUGUGUGCAGAUUUUAUUACUUCCCGCGUCACUUCUGCUACAUGGUCAAAUGGCCCUGCACACAGAUAUUACAUAAGUCUCUGUCACCAGGCAAGCGCCAGAUUUGUUUAACAUGGGCCAGCUAAGACAACAAAAAACGACCAGUUACAAUAGGAGUCAUCUAGUUUUAUUGGGUGUCUGGUUUCACUCGAACUCCAACUACGAAUAUCAGUGCUGCUCUCCAUUUGUUUGAGCUUUGGCACACUAUCAACAAAACAAACAGCACGUCCUGUAUUGAUGACAUAUUUCCUUGUCCUUGUCGAGGGUAAAUCAGGAUGCAUUAUCGUUUACACUACAAAAGAUAUGUGGUCAGAUGCAUCCCAGACCAGCUCUGCGAAGGGUUUCAGUGAUCGGAUCACAAUGCAUCUUAAUUGUUGUUUACACUUGUAUUUAGCGCUGUCCUCUUGCGAUCUGAUUGUCUGAGUAAAUACAGGGCCUCAGAAAGACACACACACACACACACACACACAAACCAAAGGAGACACACACAAGACAGACAGACACAUGGAUAGACAUGGGUUUACCUUGACCUGUUGUUGCUAGAUAUUUGUUCUUAACUGAAAUCACAACAGAAGACAUAUAUAUCUGACAGAUAACUUGCUAAUACUUAUAGCAUCUUCGGUGUUUAGUUAACCUGCCUGGAUCAUUUUUGUCAUCAGUUUUUGUAAUGAAUAUUAUAGCACGUCAGUGUAUUUAAUGGAUGCGUUUUGCUGCAAAAGAUGUUUACUUGCAUUCAUUUAGAAAGUGCCUUCAGCCAUACUGGCUGAUGGUGGUAGAGUGUUGCUGCUGCCUCCCCCACAGCAGAAGGCCAAUGUGGAGGCGAUGGUUGUGCGGGUUCGAGCAGCGGCUCCUGCAGGAGCUCCAGCGCCAGCAGGAGCAUGCUAGCCUGUUCUGUGACACCAUGCUGCAGGCUGACGGUGUUUCCAUACCUGUUCAUAGCUGUGUCCUGGCUGCUUUCAGCCCCCAGCUUGCCAGGGCGCUCUCUGCUGCCCGAGUCCUCACAUCCGGACAGGGGCGCCUGCUUCAGCUUCAGAGCGUAAGGGCCCAGACCUUGCUGAAGCUGGUGGGUCUGUUGUACUCCGGGGAGCUGCAGGGUGAGGGGGAGCUGGAGCAGGAGGAGGUGAUGGCUGUAGCCAGUUGGCUGGGUAUUGAGAACCUAGUGGAGGCAAAUGGAACAAGCAAGGAAGGUGUGGAGGUGGGAGGAGACGGAUGGGUACAGCAUAGGAAGAAGAUGUGCAGAGAGGAAGAGCCUGUAAGCAGAACCAAUGGAGAUGUGGACACCAUGAAGGAGAGAGGUUGGGGAAGAGGAUCAGGAGAUGCGAGCAGAAUGGGAGGAACAGUGGCAUUGGGCAGGGCAAUACAAGUCACAGGGAGACAUCGGGAGGUGAAAGGUGGACUGUCUGAGCACAUCCUGGAGGAUAUCACCUCUGCUGAAGCCUCCACCAUGACCCUCAAUGAAGAUGUCACUGCUGCCCCGUUAGCUCUGUCCCGGGCUGAAGCCUCCACCAUGACCCUCAGUGAAGAUGUCACUGCUGUUCCUUUGUUCAUUUCCCAGGCUGAAGUCUCCAUCACAAGGAAUGAUACAUGUAGUAGGAACAAAGAUGGGAAAGUGGACAAGAUGGAAGCCAGGGAUAUUGCAGAGCUGGAAACAAUAGAGCAGAGAGAAGGAGCAGGUGAAGUAGGAGAUGAAAAGACUAUGGUUGGGAGGCAAAGAAGAGGAGGACAUUUGGUGGGGACUAGAAACAAUCUACGAGUGAGAGAAAGACGGAUCUCUAAAAUCAGACUGCGGCGUCAGUCCAGAGCAGAGUUCUGGGAGAUUGUGAGCACGAGGGAGCAAGAUGUCACCAUCAAACCCAGGGCGCGGUGUCCAAUGGUAAAAUCAGGCCAUUGGAGUUGGCAGUCAGACCUACAAGAAAGUCAAGCUGUGGUGAACAGCGGUGCUCUCAACAUGGCACAAUGUCCCCAUUCCGGUCCAUCCCGCCUGCAGACAUCUACACUCUCUGUCCCUGAGGAUGUCAUUAUGGGACUCGAUGUGCUCUCCUCUCUCCCCGAAAAGCCUAACGGUGCACAUGUGUGCAGGUGUCAGCCUCACCAUCCACCGAACAGGAGUCCUCACAGUGCAGGUCUGCCAGAGGUCAGCAUGGGAGUCUCUUCUGCUGGUGGCACCAUUUCAGGUGUGGUGAUGGCCACAAGGCCCCAGCACAGCAUGGGAACAGCUGAUGCCCUUCACACCCCCCCUCACAUUCUCUCUCCACACAAUCUCCCUUUUGUCUGUUGCAUGCACAAUACUGACAACAUGACUGCAUCCCAGAUCUGCAGCUCUCUGGCUCGGACCUCUGAACCCACCCUUGCCCUGACUCUUGCCUGCUCACAAAUAACUGUAGACAGAGUACAGGAUGGGAAUCUCCAAUCCAUGCCAACACCUGCUCCUGCUACAGGGCUGCACUGCAGCAGCCCAAGAGGCCAAAGCAGCGAGAUUUGCAACUUCACUGGGCCAGUCAAGCAGACUAACAAACUGCUCCGCAAUGCAGUGGCUUGUGCACCCACGGGUUUGAGGCAAGACCAUACAAUGCAGAUUCCAUCCCAUUCCCUGUCUUUAAGAGCAAUUUCUGGGGACAACACUGUUCCUGAAGAGUCAACGGUCUCAGGGGUGAGUCCUUUAGAAAGUACAUUAAACCUUAAUGUAUUUAUUGCUGAAGAACACUACAAGAUGCUUCAAGACCCUAGUUCCUUGCGCUUUUCCCAUGAAACCCCAGAGCGAUCUCAGACAACAGGCCCAUCUAGUCAACUUCACAAUGCAAUUCUAUUAAUGGUAAAUGACUUUCACAGACCAAAAGAACUACAAGGCUUGACAGCUUUUGCCUCCCAUCAGGCAAAACUGCUUCCACAGAUUUUUGCAUCCCUCCAUCAGACCAGUGAUUUUAAACUUUCUGCACCAAAUGACAUGCCUAACUUGAGUAUGUCGCACAGAGAAACGAAGGACAGAUGUGGAAAAAGUGAAAAAGAUGAAAUAAAUACUGAGAUGAGAAGAGAUUCUCGUGUAAAGAGAAAGGUGGAAAAACAGAAGCAGUGUGAAGUUUUGAGACACAAAAAACAGAAAGUAGAUGAUUACAUAUUCAGGCCCAUGAGUAUUAUGGAGAAACUGACAAUCACUAAAAUUAAGAUGCCAGUGAAAUCCUCUGGAGUUGUCGGGGGUCUUUCUGCAGUCAGAAGACUUCCCAAGCAGAGUCCCAAUAGACAUCUUGCGUAUUUGGAUUUUGGAAACAGAGACAGUAAGUCAAGGGAUUGCUAUAAGGCCACCGGGGACUCAAGAAGAUUAUACCAAACAACAGGUGACAUAUGCAAGUGUAACACAGUACAAAAAGUCAACCCAUCUGAAAAGGACUGUAAAAGAGUAAAGGAAAGUUCGAUAGAGGCAACGCAAGAUUGGGCUGUGAUGGGACAUUUGAGGAAGGGCAGGUCAAAUGUCUGCCUCCUUCCAUCACAGAAACUCACUCCUAUGCAAGGCUCACAGGUGACAUGUUCCAGCAAAAGUGGAAGAUCUGAUUGUCCGGGAUCAAGAACCCAAAGGGAAUCGGCAGUAAUUUUAGCAGAAGACCAGAACUUGGGUCUGCACACUGAACUGGAGGAGGGGUGUGAUACUCUGAGCAGGAAGGGAGGAUUGGGGGAGAGUAACAUGGUUAUAGGAGAAGAGCUGGGAGAUAUAAGGUCAGGAGAUAAUACAGUCAAAGUUGGACAUGAUGACAAAGCCUUAUGGGAAGGAGAAAGAAAAACUGAACUUAAGAAUACAAAUGGAAUUCAGCCUAGGAGAGUAUUAAAGGAAGUUGGUACAUGUUUGACAAAGACAGAGACAUUGAAGAUAGGUGAGAGAGAAUGCCUUGAUAAAAAUAAAGGAUUGAUGAAAGCUUGUCGCAAUAAUAUUUUUCAAUCUGUAGGAACAGGCAAUGGCCUUGACACCAAAGAUGUAGCAGGAGAGGUAGAUGCUAUGGAAGCUGGGAUGACUGACAACAGACUAACUAGAAUUUCUGAAAUAAAAAGAACUGAAAUGGAAGGAAUCAGUCAAAUUAUAAAAAUAAAGGAAAAGGAAGUAAGAUGUGAGGGGAUAAUAGAAAAGGCUGAAGCAGGAGAAAAGGGAAGUGUGAAGUAUAGACUAGAAACUACAGAAGAGGGAGAAGAGAAGCCAUUCAGGAUUUAUCAGGAAUCCAGUGUGGAGGUGAUUGAGAGUGGAUCUGAAAAAAGCUCAGAAAAAGGGAUGGACGCAAGAAAGCAAAAAGAGGAAGCACAAGAGGAGGUUGAUAUAGAAGUGAUUGAAAUGAGAGAUGGGGAGACCGGCUCUGAUUCAGGAGGAGUGGAUGCUUAUCCAAGGGAAGAUCAGAGUCUGUGCACAUUCACAAACCCGAUAGGGCUUGAAGAUGAGGAAAUCGACAUCAUAGAUUUUUCCAGUCCCCCUGCCAUUUUGCUGAACCAGCUACCGGGAACCCUGCAGGUGGACCUCAGUCCCAGUGAGUCAUCGGAGGAGGACCAGGAGAUAGAUGUGAUCACCUAAACUGUACACCGAGUACCAAUGCAUGACCAGUGCCUGCCAUAAGAAGUGUGUGCCGCCCCACCACAAGGAGGCUGAUUUGUCCAAGGGUGAAGCCGUGUGUCUGGAUCGCUACGUGGCCAAGUACUUGGUGCUGCACGAGCGGCUGGGCCGCAAGCUGACAG